This is a messenger RNA of Hippocampus zosterae (dwarf seahorse), 1156 nucleotides long. RefSeq names its product RWD domain containing 4 (gene rwdd4). The transcript is spliced from 6 exons. Gene Ontology annotation, molecular function: protein binding. The record is from RefSeq and is a predicted model, not a curated record. Bases 42 to 617 code for a protein of 191 amino acids. NCBI's taxonomy places the organism in Eukaryota, Metazoa, Chordata, Actinopteri, Syngnathiformes, Syngnathidae.
ACCGCGGAGAGAGCACGCCACGGCCAAACGAAAGCGAAGCCAUGACAGCGAACGAGGAUCAAGAGAUGGAGUUGGAGGCUCUUCGCUCUAUCUACGAGGGUGACGAGUGUUUUAAAGAGCUUAGUCCAGUUUCUUUCCAAUUAAGGAUAGGAGACCUGGAGGACUCCAAAGCAUUCAUCUUGGACAUCACGUGGCCAGAGGCGUACCCCGUGACUGGUCCUCAAAUCUCACUGGAUGGCUUUUUUAACAACCGAAUCAUUCCCGAAACCAAGCAGCUUAUCUUGUCCAAGCUGGCGGAGCAAGUGGAGGCAAAUCUGGGCGAUGCCAUGACGUACACCCUGUUCGAGUGGGCCAAGGAGAACCAAGAAGCCCUGAUGGAGAACCACACACCCGUGGUCACCGCCGUGACUUUAACAACCAGCGGUGAGGCGAUACCGAACGCUGUGACGGCCAAAAAGAAGGAAAGGAAGGAGCAGCUCACAAAAGCGCAGAAGAGGAGGAUCAUCAGUCGGACAGAUAACAAAGGGGAACUGCCGAGAGGUUGGAAUUGGAUUGACGUCAUCAAAGUACGUACGCUUCCCAACGUUCCUCUACAUGAAUCAUGGAAUGCAAUUUAACCUUGGAUUUUAUUUUAUUUUUUUCCCCCUCCCCCAUCGUUACAACAAACCAUCCAGCAUGUAAGUGGACCCCAGCGGAAUCCGUUCUCCAACAGUUUCUUCCGUUGACAUUGUGGCUUCGGUUCUACUUGUGUUUGCAGCUGAGUAAAACGGGAGGCGGUAAAGAUGAUGAUUAGGCCCCGCCCCCCACCCCCGAGCUGCCGCCUCGCCGCCGUUUACAAUUUGAACGACUUUGUGCCGCCGCCUACCUCCAGGACACUCGAAUGCAGGGCCCACCGAGCAGAGGCGGGAACUUAUCGGCGCAAUGUCACGCGUGUUUCAUCAAGGUUACUCGAAAGUACCAAAACUCUCACUGCCGAAACCUUGAAGCAUUCGCCUUCCUCGCAAAUGGCCAUUUUGUAUUUUCAUGAGACUCGCCGGCAAAAUAAUUCCAUCACGUUUGACUUGACUAUUUUCUCAUUUCAGGUUGACCAGAUUUUAUUUUGUCUAUUCAAAUAAAACCCCCAUUUGGAAGCCCCCGUUGCUGAGGGGGGACUUGA